CAAUAGUCUCAUCUUGAUGCCCUCUGGUCUCAUUCCCUUCUUCCCUCCAUCUCUUCUCCUUUCUCCGUCCCUCGCUCUCUCGGAACCCCUCACAUAGUGACCUGCGGGGAGAUCGGAGGGAGAUCAUGCUGUCUGUACUGGCACUGACGUCCGUGGUGCUCUUGGGCAUAGCCUCUCAGACCACGGCUAUUGUUGUGUACACAAGCUGGGAGAGACAUGCGCUUGUGGGCACAGACGUCAGACUCUCCUGCUCUUUCUUCUCUUGGCAAUGGACUUCUCCAGACGUAACCUUCUCAUGGCACUACCGUCCAGAUGGAGCUAAAGACAGCAUCUCAAUUUUCCACUACGGAGGCGGAGUUGCCUAUGCGGAUAACAAAGGCCCAUUCCGGGACCGUCUGGAAUUUGUGGGAAACCCAAAUCGCCGUGAUGGUUCUAUCGUGAUCAAGAAUGUUGACUACACAGACAAUGGAACCUUCACCUGUGACGCCAAGAACCCACCUGACAUCGUUGGCCGCCCCUCCAGUGUUCGUCUGCUGGUGUUUGAGAAGGUUCCAGUCCAGGCUGGUGUGAUAACAGGGGCUAUUAUUGGCGUAGUGUUGGGACUGCUGAUCCUCAUUGUGGCAAUUUACUAUCUGAUGCGUUUCCUGGUCGCCAGACGAGUGUUCAGCUUGAGCAUGAGUAAACAUGGCAAGAAAGGCAAAGGAAAAGAAGGAUCACAGCAAAAACAGGCUUUGGCUGUGACGGAUCCGGCCAAGCUGAAGGCGGCGGCAUCAGAGAAGAAGAAACAGGAGUCUCGCAGGGAGAAGAAAUAGGGAUUGUGGAGCAGAGAGCUAGAGCUCCAGAGCGGGGCCGCCUCCACCCAGACCCAAGCCCAGGAAGAGGCAGCGGGGAUGGGAAGGCAGGGCAGGGUUCUUAUGACCAUUGAGCUAGAGCUCACUAAAGAGGAAAAAGAGGGAGGGCAAACUAAAAGUCCCGCCGCGUUCUUUUCGCAACUCGCGCGCAAAAUCGCUCUCAAGUGAGAGAGACGGGUAUGAGAAGAGGGGGUGGUGGAGAGUUUUGGAGGUGAGGAGUUAAAGAUGAAUCUUUUGAAAACAGGAGGACAGGAGAGGGGUGAAGUUUGUCUCAUAUUAAUUCUGACUGAAAAAAAAAACACUGUGUCCAAUCUAGGUCGACAAGCUGCGACAAGAUGUUAUAUAAUUAUAGUAUAUAAUUAUUAUAUAUUAGAAUUAUAUAUAAAUUGUGUUGCUUUAUGUUCAGCUGUGUAGCGCCGCCCACAUUAAAAUACGCAUUUAGUGAGGUUCAAAAUUCUGAAUAGCUUCUAUUUUAAAUUUCUCUACUUUAAUACAUUUUUUAAUUAUACAUUCUAUAACUGGCUUAUCAAUUUGAUUAAAACUGAAUUUUAAAAAUGUAUAUGAAUUUUAGAAUAUGUUAGUAUUUGAUUUGUCCCUUUUUUGCUUUAAAAAGCAGCGUUCGAGCUGCUUGAACUACCUGAUGAUGAUUUUUUCCAGCAAGAUUUUAGAUGAUCCAAACAGUUUCUUGAGCUCAAAGAAGCAAGAACAUCUGGCUGUACAAAGGUGUUAAACUAUGUAUUAAACUACGAAUAGUGCAGCAUUUUAAGUUCUCAUUUAAAGUCCUAAAUCUUAAAACCUUGUGGGAUUUCUUCCAGUUAAAUCCCAGAUUUUCAGUGUGGACUUUUGAACCCCACUCUAGUCGUAUAUUGUACAUCUGUUCUGUGAAAAAGCGCUCGUUUUUUGUUUUCAGGGAGGUCAGACAAAUUACUUGUCGCCUGAAAGUUGUUGUCUUGCACCUGGUUAGGACACAGUCUUUAUAAAAAAUAAUAACAAUAAAAUAAAUCACACAUUCACAACAAAACCCAGAGCUGAGAGCCGUCCAUUACGCACACACUGACAGUUUGUGAGAGCUGUAAUCAUGGCAGAAUGGUGAAGAUUUCCUCUUAAGUGACAAACAAAUCUCUCUAUACACACAUGCAAUCUUAUACAAGAACACAAUCCAAGCUGCACACUUUUCACACUUUGUACUUUUGUUAAAAAAUGAUUUUGGAACUUUAUAUUAACUGCCUUUUUUCUCAUUCCCUCCCUCUCUUUCUCUGUUUUACUGCCUGUCGCUCUGUUUUUGUCUGUCUUUGUUCUUCCUAUUCUCUAAUCUCUCUUUCUUAUAGCACUUCUGAUACCUUUCUUUGUCUUUUUUUCAACUUUUCCAUCUAUACAUUCACCAUUCUUGUCAUCUGAUUUACUGGUGCUAUUACAUCACUUCCUGUAGGCCGGCCCCCAAAAGUAGCCUCCCCUUCCCUCCUUCUUUACUGAGAGCUAAAUAUAGCACUAGUUUUUUAGUCACAGAAUCACACACACUUUCAUUUCAGCCUCAUAAAAUUUGUUCAUAUUUCGUCCAACACUCACUAACAUCUCAUGUAUCCAUCAAGCAAUUUUAAGUGCUACCCCAAUAGGUUUUUGACAGGUAAUGGAAUCUGACUUAGAGUUGCAAUGUGUUUUUGCUCUGACUGCAGUGACUGAUAUACCCGAAAUGACGUCGAUACUGUUGGCAGAGACACUCAAACACACGCUGUGAGAGUUACUUGAUACUCUAAGUCAAAUUCUCACGUCUGUCUACAUAAGCUGUUGUCUGACAAACAGCUGAUUAUUUUAACACUCACUUGUAACUGGAGAACUAUCUACAGUAUGUCUCUCUUUUGUCCAGUGAGGGCCGGCUCCUAUGGUUGCACUUUUUCCCUGACAUCUCCACACGUAUCAUUAGCAAGGCCCAUCAUCGUUCCAUCCCGAGUCAUAGUUUUACUUCACCUCUCUCUAAUCCUCCUCUAACUAUCACGAAUGCUCAUCCACCACCACCUCUUUUCAUCCCCUGUUUCUGCUGGUAAGAAAACCCCAGUGCUCUCUCCUGCCCCCUGCUGCCCACAGGAGAAAAGAUUUUCAUUCGGCCAUACUGUCGCAAAAGCGUCAGUACAAAAUUCACUUAGCUAGCUCUCUGCUGACUACGAUAGAUGCGUGUAUGUGUAAGUUUUUAGUCUGAUGAUGUGUCUGUAACCUGUCAACGUUUUUGGGGAACAAAACGACGUAAAAACAACAUUGUAGCAACAUUCGUCACGUCAUCGUUAGUAAUGACAAGCUGUGCAGCAGCACCCUGGGACUGUUUGUGUGUUGGAAGCAGAAAUGUAAUAGAGUUUAAUGAUGUUUAAUAAUAUUUCUGCACUUUCAUUUGACUGACAUGGCAGAAUUCAUGUGGUUGUUUCUUCAUGAAAAUGUUUACCAUCAGGAUGUUGAGUCCAUGGAAAGUGAUGCGGUGAGGGUGGACGGGUUUUUGGAAGUUUUUGAGAGAGAAAUAAAUUAUGAAAUACUUGGAAGAAGACUCGGACUGAACUCAUAUUCAGGUGAAAAGUCAAGCCAAAGUACAGUAAACAUCUCUCGGUCUCACAGGAUAUGUUUUUCUGUUCAAGUCUUCAUGUCUAUGCAUGGCAGCCCAAAACCAGAGAGGGGCUCUCAUUGGGAAUGCUAGGAAAAGCUAUAGAACUGCAAGGGCUUGUGGGAAAUAUGUUUGUUAGCCUACAGCCAGAUGCUUUUUAUGCAUCUCAGAGUAAAUGUCGAGCAGCCACAUGGUACCUGCCAUUAAACUGUGUUUAAAUAUCGGGGAAUUCCCAUGUUGUAUGUAUUGUGCACCUGUAUUGGUACAGGUCUAUGUAACCGUUCUUUCUUCAAACUCCAUUAAAAAGUCUAAUUAUUUUUUACUUUUAUUUUGACUUUAACCCAGCUAACUUUGGUUUUCUGUAAAGUGUCUUGUAAAAAGAAAAAUCUCAAGUUUAAAUAAUUUCAGAAAAACAUCAAUAAAAAAUCAGAUCCCU
Labeo rohita (rohu) is the source of this 3871-nucleotide messenger RNA. RefSeq names its product myelin protein zero (gene mpz). Gene Ontology annotation, cellular component: membrane. Bases 126 to 812 code for a protein of 228 amino acids. Lineage: Eukaryota; Metazoa; Chordata; Actinopteri; Cypriniformes; Cyprinidae. The transcript is spliced from 6 exons. The record is from RefSeq and is a predicted model, not a curated record. Gene Ontology annotation, biological process: myelination.